AUGUCCCAUUACAACCACUCCAACCCCUCCACCUUCAUCCUGAAGGGCAUCCCUGGGCUGGAGACCAGCCACUUCUGGAUCGCCUUUCCAUUCUGCAUCAUGUACUGCAUAGCACUGCUGGGGAAUCUCACCAUCCUCCUGGUCAUCAAGUCUGAGCCCAGCUUGCAUUUGCCCAUGUAUUACUUUCUUUGCAUGUUGGCCAUCAUUGACAUGGUCCUCACUACCACAACUGUGCCCAAGGCCCUGAGUAUCUUCUGGUUCCAUUCCCAUGAAAUCUGCUUCCACUGCUGCAUGGUUCAGAUAUUCUUCAUCCAUGGCUUCUCCAUCCUUGAGUCCGGGGCGCUGCUGGCCAUGGCUUUUGACCGCUACGUGGCCAUCUGCAAGCCCUUGCACUACACUACCAUCUUGACUAACCCAGUCAUUGCCAAGAUUGGAUUGGCCAUCCUUGUGCGUGGCAUUGGGAUGAUGACCCCCUUGAUGUGCAUGUUGGGCAACUUGCACUUUUGUGGGACAAACAUUGUCAGCCACUCCUAUUGUGAGCACAUGGCAGUGGCAAAGCUGGCAUGUGGCUACAUCAUAACCAACAACAUCUAUGGCUUAACAGUUGCCAUUGUUGUUGUGUUCUCAGACUGCAUGUUCAUCAUCAUUUCCUACGUCCUGAUCCUGAGGGUUGUUAUGGGUCUGUCUUCCAAGCAGGCACUGCUGAAGUCCUUUGGCACUUGUGGCUCCCACAUCUGCAUCAUCCUGAUGUUCUAUACCCCAGCGCUGUUCUCUUUUUAUGCCGAACGCUGGGGUCAGCACAUUCCCAUCCACCUCCACAUCCUGAUAGCAGACCUCUACCUGCUGGUGCCACCCAUGCUCAACCCCAUUAUCUACGGGAUGAAAACCAAGCAGAUCAGGGAGCGGGUGCUCAGGCUGUUCUGUCAAAAGGGAACAUAG
Alligator sinensis (Chinese alligator) is the source of this 939-nucleotide messenger RNA. RefSeq names its product olfactory receptor 52K1-like. The transcript has a single exon. Gene Ontology annotation, cellular component: membrane. Gene Ontology annotation, molecular function: olfactory receptor activity; G protein-coupled receptor activity. The record is from RefSeq and is a predicted model, not a curated record. The coding region runs from base 1 to 939 and encodes 312 amino acids. Gene Ontology annotation, biological process: G protein-coupled receptor signaling pathway. Lineage: Eukaryota; Metazoa; Chordata; Crocodylia; Alligatoridae.